AGAGCACGCGCCAGGCGGCGCUGCGGCCGGAGACUUCAACGCCACUUGACGGACGAGCGCGGUGGAGCGGGGAGUGAGGAAAGGUAGCGGAGCGAAACUCCGAUUGACGCCGGCCGAUCACGAUGCGUUGCGCCGUGGUUCUGCUGGCCUGGCUGGGGGUGGCCAGUGCCCAGCUCAGCGCCGAGGAUCAGAGCUUCAUCGAUGCAGCUCUCGGCACGGGCGGUAGCACCGGGGUCGACCCGCAGAUUGGGGGCCAAGGGGGAGGACAAGGACCCCCGGCGGAUGGAGAGUACCCUCCAUGUGACAACGGCCGAAAGUCGUGCGUACCCUAUUAUCUGUGUGAGGAUGGACAGAUCGUCACUGAUGGAGCCGGCGUCAUCGAUCUCAGGUUCGGGGGAACCGGUGGCGACCAGCACAUCCAGCACUCGGACUGCAAGGAGCAGUACACGUCUGUGUGCUGUGCCGAUCCACAGAGGGUACCCGUCAUCCCUGAGCCCAUCAAACAACCCUACCAGCCCGUCUGCGGACGCAGAAACGCCUUCGGAAUCCACGCUCGCAUUGUCGGUAUUCAGGAGAACGAGGCCCAGUUUGGCGAGUACCCGUGGAUGGCCGCUGUACUGAAGGAGGACGGAGGCAAACUGGUGUUCCUCUGUGGAGCGUCCCUCAUCGGUACAAACGUUCUCGCCACGGCAGCUCACUGCGUGUACGGUCAGACGAACCUUGUCGUUCGUCUGGGUGAGUGGGAUACCCAGCACACUACCGAGUUCUACCCCCAUCUGGACGCUGAUGUCGUCAGUGUGGUGGUCCACGAAGGCUACAACCACGCCCGCCAGAACCUGCAUAACGACAUCGCGCUGCUCUUCCUGAACGGAGAGGUGCCCCUACAGGAGCACAUCGACACCAUCUGCCUGCCCGAGGCCAACAGUCAGCCAGUGUACGGAGAGAACUGCUUCGCCACCGGCUGGGGCAAGGACAGCUUCGAGCAGGGCCAGUUCCAGCUGGUGCUGAAACAGGUCGCCCUGCCACUAGUCAACCACGGCACGUGCCAGAACCAGUUGAGGGCGACCCGUCUCGGUUCCCGGUUCAUCCUGGACCGCAGUUUUCUGUGUGCUGGAGGAAACGGUGCGGAUACCUGCACUGGAGACGGAGGAUCUCCACUGGUGUGUCCGGAUCCCACGAACCCAGACAGAUACAUCCUGCGAGGCAUCGUCGCCUGGGGCAUCGGCUGCGGCACCAUCAACGUUCCCGGUGUCUACGUGGAUGUCACCUACUUCAGCACCUGGAUCAACAACCAGAUCCUCAACCACCAGCCGCUGCCGUAGGUCUUCGGAUUCAUCUUGAGCUGGGAGCUGAAGCAGCCGCAGCCACCGGUGAUCACAUGAGUCUAAGAGUUUCACGCUCUUGGGUGGUGCUUGUGAAUUGGCUGAUAGUGCACGCACUGGCUAGUGGAAAGAACUUUGAGGCAUUAGGUAUAGCUGUGUGGGGACUCCGGUUGCGGGUUCGUUUUGUAAUAGCUAGCGCUACGGAGGUGAGCUUGCUUUCAAUAUAUCAGUAAUGGCAUAAAAUAUAUUCUAGAUACAUUAUGUCAACGCACAUUUUAGAAGCAGCAUCACAUGAUCUUUUAAGCUCCAUCGGGUCGUCAGAUUUUAUGAUCUUUCCUGGGUCCUGUGGAAAAUGUGGAAUGGAAAAUGUGGAAUCUUUCCUGGGUCCUGUGGAAAAUGUGUGCGCUCUGGUAGUUUUGUAUUGUAUCUUGACGAUAAAUGUUCUGUGGAAGUUGCAGCCUCAGCACAGUGCGUCGAUCGAUCAUCCGUCCAUAUCGUGAAAAAUACAUGAUUUGAACGUGAA
This is a messenger RNA of Amphibalanus amphitrite, 1845 nucleotides long. Its product is annotated as phenoloxidase-activating factor 2-like. The record is from RefSeq and is a predicted model, not a curated record. Gene Ontology annotation, biological process: proteolysis. Gene Ontology annotation, molecular function: serine-type endopeptidase activity. The transcript is spliced from 9 exons. Lineage: Eukaryota; Metazoa; Arthropoda; Thecostraca; Balanomorpha; Balanidae. Bases 123 to 1322 code for a protein of 399 amino acids.